Molecule: messenger RNA, 1779 nt
Organism: Cyanistes caeruleus (blue tit)
Lineage: Eukaryota; Metazoa; Chordata; Aves; Passeriformes; Paridae
Product: leukotriene C4 synthase-like
Biological process (GO): leukotriene biosynthetic process
Cellular component (GO): membrane; nuclear envelope; endoplasmic reticulum
Molecular function (GO): leukotriene-C4 synthase activity; glutathione peroxidase activity; glutathione transferase activity
Source: RefSeq, a predicted model, not a curated record
CUGUGUUGUAGAGAGGGUUAAGGUGUGGUGGAGGAAACACCUGUGCUCAGAGGCAGCUCUGUGGAAGUGGGUGGUGGAGGAGCAUUGGGACACCUAUACCCAGCACAUCAGGCUGGGGUUUGCUCCACAGUCAGCAGCAUGAGAGAUCAGAUAGACCUGCUGGCCACAGUCACCGUUCUGGGGGUCCUGGAGCAAGCCUAUUUUGCAAUGCAGGUGAUCUAUGCCCGUCGGAAGUACAAGAUUUCCCCUCCUGAAACAACGGGUCACCCUGAAUUUGAGCGGACCUUCAGAGCCCAGGCAAACUGCUCAGAGUACUUCCCAAUCUUCAUUUCCCUCCUCUGGGUUGCUGGAAUCUUCUUCCAUCAAGGUGUGACUGCAGUGUGUGGGCUCUUGUACCUCUACACCCGCCUCAAAUACUUCCAGGGCUACGCCGUGGCUGCACAGGGACGGCUGGGACCACUGUAUGCCAGUGCCUGGCUGCUCUGGCUGCUGAUGGGGCUGGCUCUGGCCGGGCUCCUGGCACACUUCCUGUGGCCCAGCUCCUCCACAGGGAUGGCAGCACUGCUGUGGCCUCUCCAGCUCCGUGGUGCCCACUGAGAGGAGCCACAGCUCUCCCAAAGCUCACUGUUUGUCCCAGCACAGGGGAGCCAGGCAUGUGGCACCAUCAGAGGGAGAGUAUUUCCCUGGCUCUGCAUUCCCUGCUGAAGGGAGGUGGAUGCUGGCACUCCUCUGCUCUUUAGAGAUAAUUUCCCUUCUAGAAAGCAAAUGCUUCCCAGUCCCUGCCCCCGCUGAGGAGGUUUACUGCUUUAGAGCACUGUCUGCUCUAAAAUGCCUCUGGCUCUGCCUCGUGGAGCACACACUGACCCACAUGCUGUUGUCUCUCCUCCUUACUGCUGUAAUGAUCUGUGCUGAAGAAUCACACCAUGGAUAUACAAAAAUAAAUUAUUUUUCUCACUAGAAAUCACCUGUGAUUGUCAAAGGUGCUCAGAGACUGGUGUGAGAACAUCUGAGCUGGGGAUUGGGUUUCACAGGAAAAGCUGCUGUGAUUAACUGAAAAGGAUGGGUAAGCUUGCCUAAAACCACAUCCAAACACUGGGAGAAAAGCCUGACCCCUAGUCCAAGUACUAAAGUCUUGUACUAAAGUCUGGCAGUGAUUGAAUGACCUUUACUUUGCCCCAGCUUCACUUAUCACCCACCCUGCAACAGGACCUUGCCCUCCCUGGAUUCCAUCCUCCACUGAGAAAACUUGGGGGGGUCACAGGUGCCUUAAGCAGCCCUGCUGCAAGUGACUCUCACUACUGCACCAAAGGCUUAAAUUUAGCUUUUAUUACAGUGCACAUUGUUUUAUAUAUUUAUAUAGAGAUGUACUUGAAAAAUCAAAUGUAUCCAAUAAUAAAAAAUACAGAACAUUAAAGUAGUAUAAUGCAUUCCAGUGUAUAGCUGAAAGGACAUUGGGAUUUACACUAAUCCCUACUAUUUUUGAACUGGGCUACCUCUGCUUUUUUUUUUUUCCUUCCCCAAAAAAACCCACAUCAAUUAAUAACUGAAAUAGUUAUUUAAAAAAAGACAGUUUCUGCACUCAAUCUCAAGGCAUGAAGACACUGGAGACUUCACCGUGAGUUAAGGGGCUGUGUUCAAUGCUGGCAGGCACAGUGUGGCAUAUUUUAUUUUUUUUUGUUUUCCCUGCCAUAAUCAUAGCUCCAACCCCUUUGGAUUCGUUCUUCCUCUGCUGAAGGAGGGUCAGUCUUUGCCCUCACUUAAUUCUCAGCUGUGGCCAGG